UGGAUAUCGCAGAGCAUUAUCAUGUUGGCGAAAGUAUUCCUUCUGGUGCUAGCUGUCCAGGUUUGCCGUGCACAGCCCGCCGAGGUACCCGGAACACUUCAGACCUCUUCAUCACUGUUUCUACCGGUAGCAACAGCAGCUUUCACGUGCACUGGAGGAUACGAUACUGGUUGCAAGGACUGCCUCACGCAAACGCAAUGUAUGGGCAACGCAAAUCAAAUUGACUCAGCGUGUCCGGCAUUUGCACCAAACUGUUAUAAAGGAUCGUGUUCUACAACGAUUGAUACUGCAUCAGGCUGCAAAGUUGCAAAAAUCAAAUGCACCGGAGAAGGAGUAUACCCAGAUCCAAAUACAUGUCAAGCUUACCAUUAUUGUUCGGCAGCAGGUGAGGAUUCGGAUGUCUAUACCUGUGCUGUUGGAUAUGUUCUGAACCCAGCCACCUUGAAGUGUAGAAUAUUGUCCAACUCGGCGGAUUGUGUGACCGUUAAGUGUCCCGCCGCGACUGGCUUAGUAGCAUUCGGUACGAGUAAAACAUAUUAUGCUCUUUGCCUCUACACAAAUAAUGCUCUUUCACAAGUAUUGAUGUUUAAAUGUUCGACCGGGGCCACAUUUGACGGCAAAACCUGUGUAUAUCAGUGCUCAAGGGAGGGAAAUUUCGUUGAUAGUAAUAACUCCGCUAAAUACUAUCAGUGCUAUAUUCUGAAUGGAAAGUGGACAUAUGAAAAUCUUGCCUGUCCAGUUGGUAAAAAGUUUAAUGCCACUCAACAAAUAUGUUUGUAACAGAAAUCACACCGUUGAUCUAGUGCUGAAAACCAGUUAUUUUGAACUAAUAAAUCUAUCUCAGUUUAGUGGUGAUCAAUAGCAACUUUGAAAACAAAAUGAAAUAAAAUGGUGAAUGUUUCAAACAGAAAA
Molecule: messenger RNA, 912 nt
Organism: Wyeomyia smithii (pitcher-plant mosquito)
Lineage: Eukaryota; Metazoa; Arthropoda; Insecta; Diptera; Culicidae
Exons: 2
Coding region: 22-780 (252 amino acids)
Cellular component (GO): extracellular region
Molecular function (GO): chitin binding
Source: RefSeq, a predicted model, not a curated record